AUGAACCUUUUUCGAAAGCAAAGUCCCCGUCACCCUAGUGACAAUACUUCCAGUAUCUAUAGUCGAUCCACCGACACGGCUAAAGAUGUGCCUAUGACUUGUAUACCAACUACCAUACAAAUCAAGCCAUCUCUCCCUGAGAUCAAUCUGCUAGACCACCAAAUCUCGAUGGCUUGCGGAUCUACCAUGGCCUUGGAAACCACCCGCCCGCGACUGAGAAAAUCCAAAACACAACUCGAGAUGUCGAUUGCAGAGUUGAAGGCCGAACGACUGCAGCAGCAUAGGCAACAAGGGCUUGAGAAUGAUUUUUAUUGCAAGUGUUUUGAGAGCUUCCACAAACUUGUCAGCACCACAAUGGACGCAACACAGAGUCUGGCUCUGCAGUACCAUUUCAACCCUGCAAAUAGUCCUUCAAGGGAUCCACGAUUGAUUCGAGCUAUCGUUUCCUUGAGAGUGGCUCUUGACAAAUCACAGGCCGAGGAAACAAACGCAGAACGGGAAUGGAAGCGGCAGUGGAAGGACUCUUCUGCUAGGCAGUCGUCACUCCAAUGGCUUUAA
Penicillium nucicola is the source of this 558-nucleotide messenger RNA. RefSeq lists its product as uncharacterized. The transcript has a single exon. Lineage: Eukaryota; Fungi; Ascomycota; Eurotiomycetes; Eurotiales; Aspergillaceae. The record is from RefSeq and is a predicted model, not a curated record. The coding region runs from base 1 to 558 and encodes 185 amino acids.